Molecule: messenger RNA, 926 nt
Organism: Bufo gargarizans (Asiatic toad)
Lineage: Eukaryota; Metazoa; Chordata; Amphibia; Anura; Bufonidae
Gene: FAM174A
Product: family with sequence similarity 174 member A
Exons: 3
Coding region: 130-567 (145 amino acids)
Source: RefSeq, a predicted model, not a curated record
GUGCGCCCCCAGACCAGGAAGUAGCGGUGCAGGAGCACAGAGUCGUGUUCCCGUGUUGGGCCCGCGGCAUUGUGUGGUGGUAGUGGCUGUCCUCUCCUCCGGGCGGCGGGGAGGAGCAGGAGCUGGAGGAUGAGUGCCGGUAAUACAAUAUGGCCGCCGGGCCGGGUGACAUGCGUCCUGUGUGUGCUGUUUACUCUGUGCUAUGUGUCCGACGUACAGAGCUCUCCGAGCCCUACAUUGGCCCCAACGGGUGUCAGCGGCGCGCAACCUCCUGUAGCCGCAAAUGAGAGUAGUUCUAACACUGCCAAGGACGAUCUGUCCACUACUGUGGCCGCUCCUGCCGCCCCCAAGCCCCAGACCCAGAGGGCCCUGGCAGUCCUGGUGGUGGUGAGCGCUGCCGUCAUCAUCUACUUCGUCAUCAGGACAAUCAGGACACGAAGAAAAAAUAAGAAAACUAGAAAAUAUGGAGUAUUGGAUACAAAUAUAGGCAAUAUGGAGCUAACUCCCUUAGAACAAGAGGAAGAAGAUGACGACACUUUGUUUGAUGCCAAUCAGUCUCGAAGAUAAGAUGAUGCCUUUUUGUACGCUGUUGUUGACGAGGAGAAGCCGAUCUGCUUGAAGAAAGAGAACACAUUUGCAUACUGUUUUUGUGUUGAACAAUAUCAUUGCUUAUUUUGUACAUAACUUAUAGCAAUAUGCAAUACGUCCCAUGUUCUUUAAAACACUAGUAUUCUUACUGAAGAGCUGGUUGUUAUUUGCCUCAUUACAGUGGUACAUUUUUAUUUCUUUUUUUUCUUGUUGUUGUCAAAUUUUGUAACACUUUGUUAUGUUAUUUAUAUUCCCAUGUGGAAGAUGUAUUAUUUUACAGAUAAUUGGUAAAUAAUGCAUUUUUUUGUAAAUAGUGUCAAUAAAAAGGUUAAACGCUA